AUGAGCGGUCUAGAAGUAGCGGGUGUUGUUCUUGGCGCUUUCCCACUCCUACUAAGCGGCAUCGAGCACUGGCGCGACGUUGCGAAGGUCCGUAACCUUUAUUGGCACAUACGAAAGCACCAUAAGAAAUGUCAACAAGACAUUGAAUUCCACAAGGUCUUGUACACAAAGAACCUCGAGGAACUUCUGAUACCACUUGUCGGUAAUAAGGAUGAGGUUGCAAGACUGGUAGCAGACCCGGGCGGUCAGGGAUGGGAUGACAAAGCUUUGCAAAAGCUAUUGGAAGGAAGGCUGAAUGAAUCAUACGAGCUGUACCUGAGCAUCAUUACCGACAUGAACGAUGUGGUAAAAGAAUUCAACAGGGAGAUACGCUUCGAUAAAGAGAGCAUUCAAGACGGGCUCUCACUACCAGAACAGAAAGGGCAGCGUCGCAACAAAUCGCCAAGCCUUCAAGGCUUUUCAAGAGCUUCAAAGAUUCCCGUUCCAAGAGGAAAUCUGGAAUAUGAAAUGUUCCGGAUGAAGUUCAGCCUUGGGGAAAGAAAGCGAAACGAACUGGUUGACCAGCUUAAAGAAUGCAACGAGCGCCUGGAAAAGCUCAGUCUCUGCAUGUCAAGAUGCUACACCCGGAUACACCAAGCAAAUCUCAUCGAUGGAUAG
Messenger RNA from Alternaria conjuncta, 657 nucleotides. RefSeq lists its product as uncharacterized. The coding region runs from base 1 to 657 and encodes 218 amino acids. NCBI's taxonomy places the organism in Eukaryota, Fungi, Ascomycota, Dothideomycetes, Pleosporales, Pleosporaceae. The transcript has 2 exons. The record is from RefSeq and is a predicted model, not a curated record.